Tachysurus fulvidraco (yellow catfish) is the source of this 3535-nucleotide messenger RNA. RefSeq names its product forkhead box F2a (gene foxf2a). Gene Ontology annotation, biological process: animal organ morphogenesis; regulation of transcription by RNA polymerase II. The transcript has 2 exons. Bases 372 to 1544 code for a protein of 390 amino acids. NCBI's taxonomy places the organism in Eukaryota, Metazoa, Chordata, Actinopteri, Siluriformes, Bagridae. Gene Ontology annotation, molecular function: RNA polymerase II cis-regulatory region sequence-specific DNA binding; DNA-binding transcription factor activity, RNA polymerase II-specific. Gene Ontology annotation, cellular component: nucleus. The record is from RefSeq and is a predicted model, not a curated record.
AGAGAGAGAGAGAGACGAAUCGAUAGGUGGUCUCGUUUUGUUUAGCCGUACAGCUUACAGUAGAUGCGUGAGAGGGUUUCCUUCUCUUUAAGGAUUCAGUCUUCGCGAUGGCCACCGGGAGACCAAGCAUGAGUCUCUGCCUCGGCGACACGUAAUGCUGCUGGUGGUGUGGAGGGUAAAAAAAAAGAUCCUAUUUCGAGAGACAAAUUUUUCUAAUAUCUACUUCACUUCCAGAUCUGACUUUCAGCGCGAGACUGAUUUAAAAAUCGGUAUCAGUUUUGACUCCGUUACUUAUUAUUACAUUUAGUAGUAGUAUUAGUAGUAGCAGCAGUAGUCUACCGUUUUUUAUUCCUUUUAACAAGGACGCAGGGAUGACGACAGAAACGGCGCAGCAACAGUUGGACCCGCCGCCUUCUCUGCGCUCGAGCCCUGUGCACACCGCACUGCAGAGCUCGCGCACGGUUCUGGAGAGCACUGGCGGUGCAAACGCUUCCAAAACCAAAAAGUCCAAUUCUGGUAUGAGGCGCCCCGAGAAACCACCAUACUCCUACAUCGCCCUCAUCGUUAUGGCCAUCCAGAGCUCGCCGACCAAACGGCUAACUCUAAGCGAGAUAUACCAGUUCUUGCAGGCCCGUUUCCCAUUUUUCCGUGGUUCGUAUCAAGGCUGGAAAAAUUCUGUAAGGCACAACCUCUCUCUCAACGAGUGUUUUAUCAAGCUGCCCAAGGGCCUCGGGCGGCCCGGUAAGGGUCACUACUGGACCAUCGACCCUGGUAGCGAGUUUAUGUUCGAAGAGGGCUCGUUUCGGAGGCGCCCACGCGGUUUCCGCAGAAAGUGCCAAACUCUCAAACCCAUGUACCGCAUGAUGAACGGGCUCGGCUUCGGUGCGUCCAUGCUGCCACAGAACUUCGAUUUCCAGCCGCCACCGGCGCCGCUCGCGUGCCAUGCUGGCAGCUACAAUCUGGACGCGAUGACAAGCGCGUAUGACGGACUCGGCCCAACCGCUCAUCACGUACCGAGUCCGAGUUCUGCGUACAUGUCCUCGGCCUGCCAGGUAAGCUCGAGCGGCGGUGACUAUGCGCACGAUAAUAAUGUCAAUACAACCGGAAGCAGCAGCAGUCCGCUUCAUUCACCACCGGCCAUGAGUGGACCUCUGGAGUGUCCGUCGCCGUACACCGCCGCCGCCACCGCGCACUGGCCUUCAUCUGCAGUGUCUCCCUACAUCAAGCAGUCUCCACUGGCUGCAGGCAGCCCGACAUCCUCCUCAUCCUCCGGUUUACACUCAGGUGUGGCACCAUACGCCCUCGAACAGAGCUACCUGCACCACGGAGCCCGAGACGCUGCAGAUAUCUCAGUGGGAAUCCCUCGCUAUCAGUCUCACUCUUCUCCAGUGUGCGACAGGAAAGACUUUGUGUUGAACUUUAACGGCAUCGCCUCGUUUCACCCGAGUGCUGGAGGAUCUUACUACCAUCAUCACCACCAUCAUCAUCAUCAUCAACUACACCACCAAGGAAUCUGUCAAGACAUCAAGCCGUGCGUAAUGUAAUAUAAUGUAGACCGAAACAGGACAGAAGAAACAAAAGGCACGGCAGAGACGGAAAAUAUGGAGCCUGAUAUGUAUGCACUAUAUAUAUAUAUAUAUAUAUAUAUAUAUAUAUAAAUAUAUAUAUAUAUAUAUAUAUAUAUAUAUAUAUAUAUAGGGCCAGAUGAAACGAUUGUGAAUGGACUGAUGAAAUGUAAAUUAUGAAAUUAAUCGAGUUGAAUGGAAGCAAUAAGAGGCUCGGAUUUUUUUUUUUUAUUUUUUUUUUUUUAGAUUUAUAUAAACCUAUACAGUAUUACAGCUACGGACACCCCCCACCCACAGACACACACACACACACAUAGACACAAACACUGUUAGAUACUGUUUGAAAUGCUGCUCACAAUCUCGUAAGAUCUAAGGAACUCUAAGGAAAAUGUCUUCACUUUAUUUCAUGUUUUCUGAACUGCAACACGCGUCAUAUGGCACUACAGAGUGUGUGUGUGUGUGUGUGUGUGUGUGUGUGUGUGUGUGUGUGUGUGUGUGUGUGUGUGAGAGAGAGAGAGAGAGAGAGAGAGAGAGAGAGAGAGAGAGAGAGAGAGAGAGAGAGAGAGAGAGAGAGAGCAUUUUCUGCCUUCUUACUUAAAACAAUUUCAAGGUUUGUUUUUAAAUCGAUUUAAUAUUUGGUCCAUGUUAAAUUCGUAUUGAUUUUAUAUUUUUCAGCUGGAAAUGCAUAAGCCUGUAAAAGAUCAUCAGUGACUGCACUUAUUUUAGUCCAAGAGUGAUAACUAUCACUGUGUUAAUGAUGAAACACAAACCGCAGGUGCUGGAGGGAGAUUUCCCUGCAUUUAUGUACAGUUCAAUAAAACAGCUAUAUAUAUUUAUAUAUAUAUAUAUAUAUAUAUAUAUAUAUAUAUAUAUAUAUAUAUAUAUAUACUGAAAAUUAGAUUAAUAAUAAAACGCUGUUUAACGAUAUGGGUGGUGUUUAAAAUAUGUUUCCCUGAUGAGAUGACCGUUUCGGUUUGAAUUCUUUACAUUAAUCAAGGAUACUAUUCCGUAAAGAACCAUGUUCAGCUCAUAGGCUUUACAUGAAACGGGCAGAUUUACGCAGAAUCGUAUGUUUAUUUGCGCAAAAUAACUUUUCCUGUGAUAAGAAUAAAUAAAAAGCAUAAUUGCGCCUUACUUAAUCAUCAAUUUCUCAUUUUCUUAUAUAUUUCUUAUUAAUCAGUCCUUUCCCGAAUGCUUAUUUGCUCGUCAUUAUUAUUACUUCAGCAUUAUAUAUUAUUAUAACAAAAGGUCUGACAAAUACUUCUAAUUCCUAUCGGCUGGAUUCCAUCAGAAUCUGAAUAUCUGAGUAAAAAUUGUUGCACAAGGAAAGCAAGAGCUCACACAUUCUUGGCUAAAUACGUUAAUCUGAAUGAUUUUUGGAUUUCUUCGUCUUCUUCUUCUUCUUCUUCUGGAUCUGGUUUUAACUGAGACUGAUAAAAUAGUUAGUAAUUUACAAGUGGUCUGAGAUUAUUGUUCCUCUUGCAACUUGAAUUUCUAAUCGAAAAUUGAACCCAUGGAUCUCACAUGUAAAUAAAUGUACGCCCUCCUAUAAAUAAAGAAUCCGUUAUCAGUUACAAUAAAAGGUUUCUGUUCCAGGAAAUGAAAACUAUAGAUAAAAUAUAUCUAUAGCUUUGUAAAAAAAAAAAAAAAAGCAGUCGAUAAAUUCUUGUAAAAAUUAAAACAAUUAAAUUAUGUGUAUAUGUAACUGACUCCCUCUGUACAGAUUUCAUUACUACUGAAGUAUAACUUGUUAUUUCAGUGUUCACAAUACUUCGUUGACUAUUUUAUUUAAAACAAAUGGACCUGACAUUUCUGUGAUUUUACCAUGUUACCAUGACUUUAAUUGCUUAAAACGGAUUAUCACGCUCUAUAUCUUUCAUACUUUAUAUACACUUUAUAUAUAUAGGGCGGUAUAAUGUUAAUAAAGUGUAAGUAAUAAAUAAUGUUUCAAACUAAAUACUAAGAUAAAA